This is a messenger RNA of Arachis ipaensis, 357 nucleotides long. The record is from RefSeq and is a predicted model, not a curated record. NCBI's taxonomy places the organism in Eukaryota, Viridiplantae, Streptophyta, Magnoliopsida, Fabales, Fabaceae.
AUGCACGCUGAGCUAUGGGGCAUUGUUCGCGGUCUACAAAUUGCUGUGGCCAACAAUAUUAGUUCCUUAGUUGUUGAGUCUGAUUCUAUUGCUGCUGUUAACUUCAUUAAGAAAGGACAUAAUUCAUCCCACCCAUGUGCCCCGCUUCUUGACGACAUUGUUGUCCUUGCCAGCCGUGUGCCACAUAUCUCUUGGUCUCACUGUCUUCGAGAAGCAAAUUUUGCUGCCGACAAUCUUGCCAAGAAGGGCCAUGAUCUUCCCUUUGGCCUUCAUCUAUUUGACGUUGCUCCCCCAGAUACAGCUAUGAUGAUUAUGCGUGACUUGUCUGGUUCUCCAAUUUUAAGGGGUUCUAGUUAG